GCGAAUAGGGGUAAUAAUUAACAGCUCCUUGGGCUGGAUGAUCGCGCUGAGGGGCACUGCCGGGCGCAGAGCCCCAGCCGGCUGCGCGCCUCGAGCCGCCCCUCCUCCGCACUUGGCUCCGACCUCCGCGACAGGGUAUCUUCAGAUGACCUCAAAAAAGGGGAAACAAGGACUAUGAUGGCUCACCAGCUCUCUUCGUGGAUCUUCGUCAAUGAGAGGAUGUUCAUUACCAGGGAACAACUUAAUUCUUUAUUGAAGACCUAUAACAUUUUUUAUGGGAACCAGAAAAAUCUGCAUAUUUUAUACGGACAGACAGAAGAUGGAGAACUAAUUGUUGAAGGAAUGUUGGACAUUUCCUGGGGAGUAAAAAGGCCUAUCCAACUGAAAAUCCAAGAUGAGAAGCAAAUCCCUUCUUUUACUAAGGUGAAGUCACCAGAUGUCUUUUCCAAAAGGGGAAUGACACGUUGGGGGGAGUUUGAUGAUCUUUACCAUAUUAGCGAUCUGGACAGGAGCCAGAUUCCAGCUUCGGAAGUAACAAAUUCCCAAAAAGAUUAUUUAUCUUAUCAUAGUAGCACUCUGAAGCCUUAUGCAGAAGAAGAGCCAAAAUCCCCAUUGCUCUAUCGAACCAUGAGUGAAGCAACGCUGGUGAGAAAAAGAAUGAAUCUUCCUUUGAUGGACAGAAAAGAGAGACAGAAGCACAGGGCCUCCAUUAACGGGCACUUCUAUAACCAUGAAACAUCGAUUUUCACUCCAGCCUUUGGAUCAGAAACUAAGGUCAGAAUAAACAGUAAUAUGAGGACUGAAGAUGUAAUAGAGCAACUUCUCCAAAAAUUUAAGAUUGAAAAUAGUGCCCAAGAUUUUGCACUCUACAUUAUUUUUGCAACAGGAGAGCAGAGACGGCUGAAGAAGACAGAUGUCCCGCUGCUGCAUAGGCUCCUGCAGGGACCCUCCAAAGAGAAUGCUCGCAUUUUCCUCAUGGAUAAAGAUGCGGAAGAAAUUAGCAGUGAUGUGGCUCAGUACAUUAACUUUCAUUUUUCUCUCCUGGAAUCCAUCCUUCAAAGAUUAAAUGAAGAAGAGAAGAGAGAGAUCCAAAGAACAAUAGCCAAAUUCCGUACAGAAAAGGCUAUUAUACUGAAAUGCCUUCAAAGUAAACGCGUAGUAAAAACGGAGACAACGGUUUAGCAGUACGGGCUGCAAUUGCUGAAACACUUCAACAGAAUCAGAGGGAUAUUACCAUUUGAUGAAUGCAUGCCUUCGACCCUUGCAUUCAUACAAAUAUAUAUGAACUUGAAUCUGUAGGAAAUUGAAUGUUGAAAAAGCUUGUCUCUCUUUGAAGUGAUGAGGUUAACUAGGGUUCACAGUUGCACUGAAAGCGGCUUCAAUUUAGUUUCAGUAACUGAAACAAGCUUGGAUACUGUGUAUUCCAAAUACUUUAAUAGUAAAACACUCAAUGAACUCGAAUCUAAACGGUGUCUUCAGACGUUGUGUAACUUGAACUUUUUUUAGCUCAAACUGUCAAGAGAACUAGAGUAACAUCAACUGAUUCUCAGAAGUAAAAGUUUCCAGCUCUUGAAAUAAAGAAGAAGCACCCUAUCGAGGAAUCGGAGGGGGACAGUGUUUCACAGCUCCUUGAAAACUCUAACAGCUUUACGAAAUCCAGGAUGGUCUCUAGAUGGUCGGGGGCUUUUGGCUAUUUGUAACAUCAGAGCUAUCUGUCCUUUGGGAUGGAAAAGAUUAUGGGCUCUGUUAAGAAAUCCAAAUUGCAAUUUUCUCAACCUCAGCCGUUUAUUCCCCCCUCUGUUCUACUCAUGACUUUCAAAAAUAUUCUUAAGCAUUUUUAAAGUCAGUUGAACUAGUUUUCUUUGUUUUUCUAAACAAGUAUACCACAGAGGCUCAAUAUAUUUAAUCAGCUGGAUAAGAUUUGGCCCACAGUAACCAUUCAUUGCCGAAUGAAAACAAUGGAUAAUGCAAAACUUGCAGCUGAAGGUAGGCAAGGAAUCUGGAGUUCUGCCCUUUUUCCCCAAGACAACCCAUUCCACGAGACAGCCCUCAAGGUACUUAACAGUCUGCUAGAACCAAUUUGAAAACAAACACUGAGAAUGCCACAAGUAUCAUCUAUGAUUUUAUUUAUGAACUCUGUAUUAGAAUGGAGUUCUAUGCAACACUAUUCCAUUCUCUAAACUACGUCCAUUUGCAUUCCUCAUAAGCAUUGUAUUAAAUUGUUUGGGUACAUUACAUGUACUAAGGGAGAAAGGUUGUGUGUAAUACGCCCAAGGUGGAAGAUUCAUUAUCAAAAUAAAAUGCGAAACCAUUGUCAAGACAAAGGUGUUACUUCUUAGUGUCACCAAAAUCGAAACCUAAACUGGAUGAAAGCAAAAAUGUACUAUGACCUUUAAGUCUUAAGAAAUCUUUUCUUGAGGAAAGCAGAGGCUUGAUUCAUUAUCUUUCCAGCUAUCAGUUAAUAAGAAAAUGGUCUCAUCUUGCCAAAAUGGGGCAAAUGAAAUAGUUAAAAUUCAGUAUACUUAUAAAAAAAUUUGAAAUAGUGUCAAGUGCCUGCCAUAAAUGACAGAAGAUUAAGCAUUAAUAUAUUGAAAGUCUACAAGAUGUGUAAGAAAAAUACCAAGACGUGGAAAGAAAAAAAAAAAGGAACCACAUAAAAAAUAAAAUCACAGGGAAGGAAAUACAAAUAGCUACUAAGUGUGUGUGAGGAGGGACUUGUAUCUUAAUGGAGAUCAACUGUAUUAGUUUGUGGCCAGUAAGGAGAUAGAAACACAGUAAUUUAAGCAGGAGAAGUUUAAUAUAAAGAAUUAAGCUGUGGUGAUAGGAGAAUAGAAAGAAAGAGAGCUCCAAAGGGUACCCUAAGACUGAGGAAGAGGACCCCAAAAAGGGAAGGUUUGGAAUCAGGGGUUCGGAACUCACCAGAAAGGCUGUGGUUGCAGCCUAUGGUAGAGGAGAAGUUUGCUGCUUGCUAGCACCACAGUCGUAGGACAAAGGAGAACAGCCCUUUGGGGUGCGGAGCAGCUGGGGUAAGUGGGCAAGUGUGCAGAGGGCCUUGGGGGAUUCUCUGCAGGCCCAAGGCCCAGGUCUCAUAGUGUCGUGUCUGGAGGUCUGUGGGAAGUUAGGGGGCACAAAGAAUCAGGGGUACUCCUGCAGGUGUGCCUGGACUAGGAGCUAAAAGGGCUUCCUUUGCAGGAACCCAGGGCAAUUCCGUGCAUGAUUUGGGCUGCAGCAUCUCCGAAGCUGUGUGGGACAGAGGCUGGGCCAGGGGCUUCCUAGAUGGCCACCCCCGGGGUGGGGGGGAAUCUCUCUGUGAGCAAGCCCUGAAUGGAGGAGGUGGAGCAGAGAGCUGUGAUUCGUGCUAGGUCAUUGACCUGGGCUCAGCUUCAGGUUAUGCCACCACACACCAAAUCAAAAGCUGGAGAAGGGGCCGGGGACACAAAUGGGAAAGAAAGCUGCACCCUACAGGCAACUAUCCUGGAGAAAGCACUCCGGGCAAAGCAGUGGAGGACAAAGUUCCACCUCCCAGAAGCCUUGCCAGUCGGCCCCUAGAAUCAGGAAAGCCCAAACUUCCUCCUUCAGUGUUUCUUCAGCGCCCUCUAUUGACGAAGCCCGUCAUCACGCAAAAUGCAAAAGAAACACAUUUAAAGGGUCCACGUCCAUUUUCACAGAACCAACAGCUAUGAAUGAAUGUGGAGCCCAGAGUCAAUAAAAUAACUGACAUGUCAACAAAACACAAGGUAAAGAAAAGCAAAAUGCACUUUUGGGUCUAUUAGCAAAGAUUAAGAAAUGAUAUUAAAUACUCAAAAAAUGACAAUGAGAUAACCACUCCAACUAGUGGUAGAAAUACAAAUGGCUAUAACUUCU
Ailuropoda melanoleuca (giant panda) is the source of this 3864-nucleotide messenger RNA. It is a transcript of the gene RASSF6, whose product is annotated as Ras association domain family member 6. Gene Ontology annotation, biological process: signal transduction. The record is from RefSeq and is a predicted model, not a curated record. Lineage: Eukaryota; Metazoa; Chordata; Mammalia; Carnivora; Ursidae. The transcript has 11 exons. The coding region runs from base 175 to 1182 and encodes 335 amino acids.